Messenger RNA from Tetranychus urticae (two-spotted spider mite), 1613 nucleotides. RefSeq lists its product as uncharacterized. Lineage: Eukaryota; Metazoa; Arthropoda; Arachnida; Trombidiformes; Tetranychidae. Gene Ontology annotation, molecular function: protein binding. The record is from RefSeq and is a predicted model, not a curated record.
AUGUUUUGUUGUGAUCUAUUGGAAUCAAAGGAAAAUCAAGUGGUGUUAGACUUUGACGAACAUGCAUUUGAUGCUAUUCUUAACUGUGUUCAUUCUGGAUUGUUUUGUAUGCAUAUGGAUUAUGUGAUUAGUUUUUACGAUGCAGCUGAUUAUUUGAUGAUAAAUGAACGUUUGUUGCAACCUUGUCUCUCUUACUUUAAUGAAAAUUUUACAAUCGGACAUAUUCCAGUCGUUCUAAGGCAAGUCACCAAAGUGUCUAAGUUGAUCAAUUUAGGAUCAAUUGAAAGCUUCAUUUGUCGCCAUUUCUUGACGAUUACUAAUACGGAUAUUUUCCUGAAUUACCCAGUUGAGAUAAUUGAAGCUAUUCUCAAACUAGAUUUAAUGGUUUACUCUGAAUAUCAAAUUUUUGAAUCAAUCAUGAAAUGGGUCCUUGAAAAGGUUGAUUCUCGCAAAGCUUUACUUCCUCAGCUAUUAAAAUUUGUCCGUUGGUCUUACAUGGAUUUUGGUGAUAUUUCUACGAUAAAAAAUGAUGAUUUAAUAAAAGCGCUACCAAAUUUGGAUUCAAUAUUUAAAUCUUCAUAUGUUGGAUUCAAUCGAUGCAAACAAAACUUCUUUGUUUCUAUCCAUCAAAGAGAUACAUCAACACUAAAAAUAAAUGCGUUUGAUAAUGACUUUUUCUGUUUCACGAUUGGUGAUUUUACACAAGACGAUUCAAUGUCACUUGAGUUUGUUCAUGGAGAACAUAUUUCAGAUAUUCUAUUUGAUUCUGGAACAAGAGGAAUCCGAAUUGAUUGGGUAAAAAAGACAUUUAGAUGGCUUCAAUUUAAAGUUGCUGGUAAAAAUUAUUACAGUCAGUUAAUGAAAUUCUUUGUACAGUUUGAACUCAAUAACUUUUCCUGUUAUUUGGAAGACAAAGAUGCAGAACUUCCUGAUUGUAUAAACAAUGAAGAGAGCCUGCUAUUUGAAUCGAAUGGUAAAUUCAUCGUAAUUUGUAAAACUGAAGAAGAGGAUAAGUGGGUUGGUCUUUUUCCAGUUUUUCAUGAAAGUUGGUUCAACAAUUAUAGCCAUCAUGAACACUCUUUCAAAGCCACUGUUUUGGACGAUGUUGUUUACAUAUUGACAAAAGGCCUCGAAUUCAUACAAUUCAAUUACAAAACUAAAUCCUUCGAAAAGAAUGAGCCAUUCAAAGACCAGAAAUUGAAUUUCGAUGAUUUAAUUUUAACUUCUCAGCCAACAAAGGAUGAUAAAGUAAUUUUAGUCAACAAAUCGACUGGAAAAGUGCACAUUUUGCGUAUUAAUCAGAAGAAUUGGGUUGAGAAAUGUUGAAUCAUGAAUGCAAGCUUGUUUUCCAACAGUCCUUGUGCUCCUGUUGAUAAGUUAAUUGCCUUUACCUCAACGUUUUUACCGAUGAAAGUUAUUGAACCGUUGUAUCAACAUAUUGCAAAUUAAUUUUAUGCUUACCGAUGUAACUUUAGUUCCUCUCUAGGCCCUAAAUUUCAGGCUAUAAGUUUGGAGUUCAACUUUUUUACCAAUGAAUUUAAUCAAACCUCAGUUUGAACUCAACUUUAAUUGUGAAGAAGUCAAUCAGUUUGAAAUAAAUGUAAGAUUUUUUA